AUGAGGAGAUUCACAGCCAGGAGAGGUGUGCCGGCGUACAUCGUGUUUGAUAACGCCCAGACGUUCAAGGCGGCCAGCAGAUAUCUGACGCGAAUUGGCCAGCAGACCAUCCAGUGGUCAUUUAACCUGCCCAGAGCUCCCUGGUGGGGUGGAGUAUUCGAGAGGCUAAUCCGGAGUGUGAAGCGUUGCCUCAGGAAGGUGGUGGGUGGAGCGAAGCUAUCCCGAGAUGAGCUCAGCACGAUCGUGACAGAAGCGGAGAUGGUCAUCAAUGCUAGACCGCUCGGGUACGUUGGCAUGACGAGGGAUGAUAUGGACGCACCGAUCACGCCAUCGCAUCUCCUCCAUGGCAGAUGA
Molecule: messenger RNA, 354 nt
Organism: Sycon ciliatum
Lineage: Eukaryota; Metazoa; Porifera; Calcarea; Leucosolenida; Sycettidae
Exons: 1
Coding region: 1-354 (117 amino acids)
Biological process (GO): DNA integration
Molecular function (GO): nucleic acid binding
Source: RefSeq, a predicted model, not a curated record